AUGAAACCUUUUGUGUUCAGUAGAUAACAUUCUCAUGAUAGAGCUACAUUCAUUUACUCGUCCGAAUUAACUACAACAUUAGAAAAAUAAUUCAUAUUCCUUAUAAUUUCAACUUUCAUACACCUAAUCUGACCAGGGUACUCGUUAUUUGGCCACUCUCAUAAGAAAUAAAUGAAAUUGGCCAAUUCAAGAACUGAAGCUAAAUCUCUGGCCGAAGCUGGUUCUGGAGGUUUAUAUUGGCCAACGAGGUUUUCGAAGCGAAAAAAUGGUUUCAACUCAGUUCUGAUAUUUUUCGCACAUAAUAUUGAUUGAAAGCUUGCCUUUGACAUGUCUGUAGUAUAAGAAGGGCUUCCCACAUAAAUUUCAAAUAUAUUUUCUCUUUGGCUGGCCAAAAUUGGUGCCUUUACCCUAUUGUUUUCCUAAACGAAUUUUCAUUCAAUUUUGUUGAUUGACUACUUUGGUCUUUCGAAAGAUUAUAGAAUUAUAAAAAAAUAUAUAUGGUACGGCUACUGUAUUUCCAAGAUAUGGUAAACGUUUGUCACCCUUUUCUGAUCGGGAAUUCAGUACCAUUGUGUUUCGACAGUCGAUAUUUAAGCAAGAACUACGCAUACACGAUUUCAGUCCAUUUGAAAACAUGGCAAAGUUACUUGUUCUGCUAGUGUUAGCAAUACUCGGUGCUGUGGCCAACAGUGCCAGUAAUGAAAGAUGUUCAGGAUUCGGUUAUGAACUUCUAAUGGCAAAGUUGAAGUUCAUGGAAGAGAAAUUACUUGAACUCCAAUCCAAUGGGGGAUCGAAAAAGGAAGGAAAAUUCCGGCUACACAAUCGAGACCUCAAAGAACGGAAUCUUCCGCAGCAAAUCAGGAGCGUAUUGGAUCUGCAAACGGAUACUUUGUACGCUGCCUUCAUGACGAGCCUGCGGAAACUGCCAUCCAACACUACCAAACUGUGGCAUGCGUAUUUGGAAGGAAAGCUCCUGAAGUCGUGCCAGCAGUCUAGAAAGAAAGUUUCAGGACGCUUUUGGUUGAGUGACCAUGGAUUCGAAGUCCACUGUGAACUAGCUCAGUACGGUGGUGGCUGGACUGUGAUUCAGAACAGAUUCGACGGAUCGGUGAACUUCUCCAGGGGUUGGGACGACUACAAGGAAGGCUUUGGCGAUCUGGACGGCGAGUUUUGGUUGGGACUGGAUAAGAUCUACCAACUGACCUCAACAAAGAAGUGCGAACUUUUGGUUCACCUGGAAGACUUUGAUGGAUUGGCUAAAUUUGCUCACUACGUUCGGUUCGCCAUCGGCAGUGAAGAUGACAAAUACAAGUUGGCUAAAUUGGGUAGAUACAAUGGGACCGCCGGAAAUGCCUUAGUUGGACAUAAAGGAUUUUCGUUCAGUACUGCUGACUCAGAGUUUGUUGGUGCGCAUUGUUCUAGAACUGAACCAUCUGGAUGGUGGUAUCCCAGAUGCUAUUUUUGCAAUUUGAAUGGAUUAUACCGGAAUGUGAAAGACGUAGAUGCAAUGACGUGGUAUAGUUUCCAUAGUUAUUAUCGUGGACUGCGUGUUUCAAAGAUGAUGAUUCGAGAGAUUUAAAUUAAGUUCAGAUUUAAUAAUGAUGCUAAGUUGCUACCUGUAAUGUAAACGAAGACUAUUAUAGACGGAUUUCACGCCAACUCGACACGCGAUUGGCAGCACCCUUUCAGAAUUCAAUGAAACUUUCUGGAU
This is a messenger RNA of Aedes aegypti (yellow fever mosquito), 1711 nucleotides long. Its product is annotated as microfibril-associated glycoprotein 4. The transcript is spliced from 4 exons. The record is from RefSeq and is a predicted model, not a curated record. The coding region runs from base 635 to 1579 and encodes 314 amino acids. NCBI's taxonomy places the organism in Eukaryota, Metazoa, Arthropoda, Insecta, Diptera, Culicidae.